CUGAGUGAGUGUCGGUUCUAGUGGUUUCACCGGCUGGCCGUGCGGGGUUUCUGGGUGGGGCCUGUUGACCCUCCUUUUCUUGGCGGGGAUCGGGCGUGCGAUCCCGGUCCGCGUAAUGUACGGAGGUAGAGGGAAGGGGCUCCGGCCCCCUCGGCGUCAUGUCUUCGGUACCGGCGGCUUCCAUUCCGCGGGUUCUAUCCUCAAGCGCCGGGACACAGGGCUCCAAGGAGCAGGGCAGAACCGAGGUUCAGCAGACUCCUCCCCGGGGUGCUCACACCUUCUCCUUUGAUUUCAGGUCUGUGGAGCCGCCCCAGGAGCCGGAGCUGUCGCAUCCCCUCCUCUUCCACUUCCCGUUGCAAACAAUAAAAGCCGUUCGUACCGUAGCCCCUGCCGGAGUACGGGCGACAUUUUCGCAGAAGUUUCUCCGGCCGACCUUGCCGUCACCUCCGGAUGGCAGCCCUGCGCCGAACCCUCCACCUGGGGAGCCUGGCGGCGGCGGCCCGUCGCGCCGUGGCGGGCUCCCUGGCUGGUAGCUGCCUGGCGGACCGCCGCCUCUGGGAUAAGCUCCCCGCCCAGCCCCGUCAGGGCAGCGCGGGCACCUUCGACUGGUUCUUUGGAUACGAGGAAGCCCAGGGGCUCCUACUGCCGCUGCUGCAGGAGGCACCAGCUGCCUGUCCACCGCGGGUGUUGGACGUGGGCUGUGGCACCUCCAGCUUGUGCACGGGCCUCUACACCAAAUGCCCGCACCCAGUGGGCGUGCUGGGGGUGGACUCCUCUCCUGUGGCUGUGGCCCACAUGAACAGCCUCCUGGAAGGUGGCCAAGGCCAAACACCCCUGUGCCCGGGGCACCCUGCCUCACGCCUCCACUUCAUGCAAGCUAAUGCCCUCAACCUGCAGCCAGUGGCUUCCUCAGGCUCUUUCCAUCUAGUGCUAGACAAGGGUACCUGGGAUGCUCUUGCCCAGGCUGGUCUGCCUGGGGCUUACCAGCUGCUGUCAGAGUGCCUGAGGGUCCUAAGCCCUGGGGGGACCCUGAUUCAGUUCUCAGAUGAGGACCCUGAUGUGCGGCUGCCCUGCCUGGAGCAAGGGUCCCAAGGCUGCACUGUGUCUGUGCAGGAGCUGGGCCCUUUCGGGGGCAUCACCUACUUUGCUUACUUGGUUCAAGGCUCCAAUUAAAGACUU
Molecule: messenger RNA, 1179 nt
Organism: Orcinus orca (killer whale)
Lineage: Eukaryota; Metazoa; Chordata; Mammalia; Artiodactyla; Delphinidae
Gene: CSKMT
Product: citrate synthase lysine methyltransferase
Exons: 3
Coding region: 451-1173 (240 amino acids)
Source: RefSeq, a predicted model, not a curated record